AUGGAGGACGCGACGUCGAUGUCCGCCGAUGAGCUGCGAGCGGCGAUCGAGGACGAACGGCGGCAGGCGGAAGCCGAGGAGGCCAGGUUUCCGCAGCUCCAGGCCGAAACCGAGCAGGCCAGGGAGCGGCGGAGACUGCGACAGGAGCUUCACGAUCUGAGGUGCAGGCGUUCUGCUGCCAUGUUCCGCAACGAUAACGAAAUCGCUGUACGACGUUUGAUUGACCGUGAAAGGCCUGGACGCGAAACUCAAACUGGGCGCCCUUCCAAAAAGCCCCGUGUAAUGCAGGCACGAGGUGGCGAAAGCGCCAAAUUCGGGGACAGGGUGGCCAAGGGCGAGUAUCUGUGGAGAAUCGAAGGCUUCUCCUGGGUGCCAAGUGCCAUCGCGCAGGGCGAGGUCUGGAGCUGGGAUUGGGUGAGAUCUGCAUCGGCCUUUGAGCUUGGUGGCCAGAUGUUCGAAUUUCGUUACAGCCCAUGUGUACAACUGCUUCGUGCGGGGUAUCGGGGGUCUCUCGCCAUCAUGCUUUGCAGCGAGGAACGUGUUGCGCUUCGGUAUCGCAUCUACGUCAUGGCCCGGAACGGGGAGUUCGUGCAAUGGGGCCAGACAUGUGAGGUCGUCCAUUCGGGAAACACGUGGCUACCGUACGGCCCCGAUGUGCAUGAAAGCAAUAAUCCUCCUCCUUCUCUGGGCAUCUUCGGGCUGAGCCACGAGGAGCUGCUGCGGUCUGAUUGGGUGCAGAACGACACGCUGACCGUGAAGUUCGAGCUCGAAGUUCGUCUUCACGGAAAGGCAACAAAGCAGUGCCUGAGCCUUGCUGCAGAGGUUCCUGAGCCGACCAUUAUCAAGGACACACGGGCGCUCUUGGAGGAGGGCACCUGCAGCGACGUCAGGUUCAUGGUGCAGGACGAGGUGAUCCAGGCGCACUCCCAGAUUCUGUGUGCGCGAUCCGAGGUGUUCAGGAAGCAGCUGACGGGAGGCAUGCAGGAGAGCGUCUCGAAAAUCGUCAAUAUCGAGGACUGCGAUGCCGACAUCUUCAAGGCCUUUCUGCACUUCCUCUACACCGAUAGUUUUCCAGAGGUCAAGGACUUCAUUCCGGCCGAGACCUCAAGCAACGACGAGGCAGAGAGCGGCAGCCCCACGCUAUCGCGGAUUGAGGCGCUUCUGGCCGUCAGUCACAAAUACGGGGUCACACGGCUUCAGCUGUGGUGCGAAGCGACCCUUUCCGAAGCAAUCAACACUGCGGAGGUCUGUGGCAUCCUCUGCCAGGCGCAUCUCUUGCAGGCGAAGCAGCUGGAGAGGGCAUGUCUCUCCUUCAUCAAAGACCAUGCCAGCCAGGUGCUCACUCUGCCGAGCUAUGUCGAGAUGCUCAAGCAGUGGCCUCAGAUCGGGGUGAAAGUCACCCUCUUCUCGGCUGGCGUGUCCGACGCAGAGCUGUAA
This is a messenger RNA of Symbiodinium sp. CCMP2592, 1437 nucleotides long. The record is from the annotation of a GenBank genome assembly. Lineage: Eukaryota; Dinophyceae; Suessiales; Symbiodiniaceae.